AUGUUUUAUCGUAUCUCAUCUCUCGUUAUGAUUGGUCUUGCCGCAACACCCAUUUGGGGAUUGAGUACGCCUUUGGGGCAAGCAGGAGGUACUGGAAAUGGUGAUGGACCUGGUAAUGGAGGAGUUGGGGGUACUGGCGUGGGAACUGGCAAUAACAACGGAGGAGUGCCUGGCACUGGAAAUGGUGGUGUGGCUGGGACUGGCGUUGGAAAUGGACGUGGAGGCGGAAAUGAUGGUGUUGGACAAGGACUUGGACCUGGAAAAUGCGAUUGUCCAAUCGUGCCCUCACAAAAUUUUGAGCGCAAAGCUUGUGCUCUUGAUUGGGUUGCUAAGAUGCGAAUCAACCAUUGGAAAAUCGUUCACAUGAACAAUUCAGCUCUCAACCAAUAUGAUGUCAAACCUUUGGAAGUGUUUAAAGGAAGCAAGAAUCUUCCACAGACUCUUCUCGUCCCGGUCAACUGCCAAAUGGUGCUCGCUGUCGGUGCUAAUUACUUGCUUGGAGGGUUUGAAACUGGGAACUCUCAGCUUUAUUCAACUCGCUGUCUCUCACUUUAUGGGCCAUCUCCAAUUUGGACUGUGGUCCCUCAGCAAAAGAAAAAUCAACUUCAAAACCUAAACUGUCCUCUUAACAAUGGAACAUCGGUG
Molecule: messenger RNA, 645 nt
Organism: Mesorhabditis belari
Lineage: Eukaryota; Metazoa; Nematoda; Chromadorea; Rhabditida; Rhabditidae
Source: the annotation of a GenBank genome assembly